Naegleria lovaniensis is the source of this 417-nucleotide messenger RNA. RefSeq lists its product as uncharacterized. Gene Ontology annotation, biological process: vesicle-mediated transport. Bases 1 to 417 code for a protein of 138 amino acids. The transcript has 2 exons. NCBI's taxonomy places the organism in Eukaryota, Heterolobosea, Eutetramitea, Acrasida, Naegleriidae. The record is from RefSeq and is a predicted model, not a curated record.
AUGAUUUUCAUCUUGUGGUUGUUGGUCUGGUUAUUCAGUAUUGUUCAUCCAUUCUUGAAUGGUAUUUAUUUAAUCACCUUCUUGGAAUAUGAGCAAAAUCAAAUUAGUAGUAUGGCUCUCUGCAAGAAUGUCAAUAUCAUGAUUAAGAUUGAGUACAUUUCUCACCUCGUUCUCUUUGUUGUUCUUUCCAUUUUCUUCAACUCGACCUAUGUGGCACUUAUUCUCAACGCACCCAUUCUCAUCUAUCACUUGAAAUGUUAUUUGGACAAGAGCUAUGAAUUGGAUCCAACAGAUUUAUAUCGAGAAAUUGGAAAGAGAAAGAAGGAAUCAAUUGCUCAUAUUGUCUAUUAUGUAAUCCUCUUCGGAUUCUAUCUUUAUAGCUUUAUUAGAGCAGUCAUUGAUUUUGAAGCCCACUAA